Drosophila gunungcola (fruit fly) is the source of this 1889-nucleotide messenger RNA. Its product is annotated as protein ABHD11. The transcript has a single exon. Lineage: Eukaryota; Metazoa; Arthropoda; Insecta; Diptera; Drosophilidae. The coding region runs from base 167 to 1084 and encodes 305 amino acids. Gene Ontology annotation, cellular component: mitochondrion. The record is from RefSeq and is a predicted model, not a curated record.
CCAAAAAGUUUAAGAAAAAAUGUAACAAAAGAGCCCCUUGAACUUUUUGCGAUUUGUGUAGAAGCGAAAGCAGUUUAAAAAUACUUGACGAAAUCAACCAGUAAAGUUCACAUUUUGAGUGUAGUUCCCGGCAGAGGAGGCAAGCCAUUCCAAAUUUUCCGUAAUCAUGGCAAGAGGGCGAGUCCUCAGCUCAAUACUUUCCAGAGCUCAGGCGCUGCGCAACUACCGCUCGUCGUUCGUCCAGAGCACCCGACUGGAGUACGUUUCGUACAGCACGCCACGCAACCAGAUGGAGGCGCCUCCGAUCGUGGUGAUGCACGACCUCAACCUUUCACUGGAGUCCUGGCGCCAUGUGGCGAGCAACCUGAGUCAGGAGGGUCUGCGCCAGGUGAUCACAGUGGAUGCCCGGAACCAUGGAAUAAGUCCGCACACAUCCGGCCACUCGCCGAUGCACCUGGCCGCGGAUGUGCAGGCCUUGAUGUCCCACCAGAGGCUCAGCAAGAUCGUGGCACUCGGACACGGAAUGGGCGGUCGGGCGAUGAUGACGCUGGCCCUAACCCAGCCACAGCUAGUGGAGCGGGUCAUCCUGGUGGACAUUACUCCGGCACCGGUGCCCAGCAACUUCUAUCUCACGCGGCAGGUGUUCGAAAUGAUGCUCCAGGUGGCACCCACCAUUCCGCCAAAUCUUUCCCUCUCCGAGGGACGCAUGUUCAUUCUGCCGCUGUUCCAGGACGUGGUACACGAUGUGUCCGAGCUGCGGAGAGUGGUCGACAAUCUGCGCAAGAUGCAGGACGACACCUUUGGCUGGGCAGUGAAUCCGCGGGCGGUGCUCGGUUCCUGGGCGGAACUGAUGAUCAACUACGAGUCCACCCUGGGCGGACUGAGUCCCUACAUGGGCGAGGUGCUCCUCAUCGCCGGCUCCCAGUCGGAGUUCGUGACCUCGUCCAGCAUCGCCGUGAUGCAGAGGUACUUCCCCAAUACAGUGGUACAGAUCCUGGACGCAGGACACUGUGUCUACGAGGACCAGCCGGAACAGUUUGUCGAACUGGUCGUGGAGUUCACACAAACGUGCUCAGUAUGCUGAAGAAUCUCUUCUGUUUAAGGGGCUUAAGCACUGCAGUCCCCCCUUGGGAAUUGGAACUUUGAAUCCUGUUGAGUGAGUGCUGAAAUUUCAGCUUUCAGUACACUCCACAGAUAAUUGCGCUGUCAGGAGAAUAGAAACCGCAGAAAAAGGGUGAAUUUGCUGCAGCCAAAAUCGAUGGGAAAUCAACGUGGCAGCCAAUCGAACCGAUACCCGAUACUCGGAUACUCGGAUACUCGCCUACUCGAUUCAGGUGCUCGAAAGAGCCAGGAAGAUUGGCACACAAAGGCCAAUGCCACUCCCUUGGCCCCGCCAAUUUGCCAAUAAGGCGGGUGAGGGGCCACAAUGCGAUACAAUUUAGAUUUAUAUGCAUUGUCUGAUUUAUUUGUGUUGGACGUGUGGGCGAUUGAGACGUCUGACUGGCUUUUGUGUCUGCUUCUGUGCUGCAAAUGUCGAUAAUCUGUGUGUGAAUGGAGAGUGGGCUCCUUCGACGACCUCUCUGCUAUGUAUUUUCGCUGAAAUUGAGUCAGGACUGAGAUUUGAAUGUGCAUAUGUACACAUGGAAGCCUUGAAGUUGUUUACCCGAACCCCCAAGCUCCUUUGGAGCUUUUGUUCUGGCUUUAAUGAGGAUUACGUGAAAUUUCAUUAUGCUGCGUAAUAAAUAAGUAGCAAGUCAAAUAAACAGGGACUAGCAAACACCCACCCACAUCCCACAUCCCACAUUCAACAUUCCACAAAUGCAGGGGAAUGUACAUGAACAUUUCAACUGGAUGUAGGGACUGAAACCAUAUUAAAAUUUAGACACGUA